AUGCCGGUUCUGAGGAAACAAGCCAAGAAAGUUGUGAACCAAUAUGAGGGGAAUUCCACGUCUCUUUUUGUCUGCACUCAUUCUACUUAUCAAGAACAGGCAGCAGCAGGCACUUCUCUCCGUGGACUGGGAAAUUUCGGCUCCAGUUUGGAGGAUACAGUCUUAUUUCUGAGUUUAAAAUCGCAGGAGCACGCUAAGAAAUUUGCGCAAUUGAAGGAUGACUAUGAGCAAAUGCGGAAUGAUAAGGAAAGCCUAAGGGAAGACUACAAGAAAUUGGAGCAAGGCUACGAGAGUAUGAGGCAGGCCAAUGAAAACCUCAGCAGUAACUGCGAGAAGCUCAGCAGUAACUUCGACAACAUGAGAAAAGAAAAGGAAAACCUCAAAUCCAGUCUACAGGAAUCAAUACGUGAGAGUGAGAAAUUGAAACUUCAAUUAAGCACCAUGGAAGGAAGACUCCAAUACCUCGAGGCAAUCAACCUGCAAAUAACGCCCCGAACGUGCCAGACGAUUGCAGACCUGGGUGUGAAGCGGACAGGAAAAUACUUUGUUGAUCCGGACGGGGUUCUGUUUGGCAAUGCCCCCAUUCAAGUACUCUGUGACAUGGAGACAGGUCGAACUCCACAUGCCCUCUCAACUAUGUUUCGUCUAGAUCCUGUAUCCACGAUCGUCCUCCAUGAUUCGAUGGGAAGCACUGUGAUAGAUAAUUGUGCUGAUCCGGGUUGCUACAGUCGCCGCAUUAAUUACGGUUCUCCCAUCAAACAAAUGACAGCCUUGAUCGACCAGUCGGAUUCAUGUGAACAGCAAAUAAGAUACGACUGCUUCUCGGCGGCUCUGAUUACUGGAGACACGCAGUAUGGAUGGUGGGUGGACCGUCACGGUCAACGCCAGUAUUACUGGCAUGGAUCAAGAUCUGGAGAGCACGUGUGCAAAUGUGGUAUCUCUCGCGACUGCAUCGACUCCUCUCUCCCUUGCAAUUGCGAUGCAGGGGCACCCCAAUGGGAAUCGGACGUGGGAGCCAUCACUAACAAAACAGCACUGCCCGUAACUGAACUUCGCUUUGGAGGAUUACGAUUCGGAAGCCAGAAGGCGAAUUACACUCUUGGAGGAUUGACUUGCAGGAGCAAAUCUUCAUCCGCUUCCAAUCCGGCAGAGCAUGCUCGUCUCUCCGCCGAACUGGACAUACUCACUCGGGUUAUAACCUGAUCAACACCAAAUAAGGGCAGUACGAUAUAGUGAUAUGUAAGAUGGAUUUAGUUGAUACCGACCCGAAGUUUCAGAUGGAGACAAGAGCCCUUUUUUUGGAUGAGGAGCUCAUGGCAAUGCUUGUUAAUCUUUAGGAAUUGCAAACAGAAUGCUUCGCUUCAUCGGAAAAAAGGUCAACGAAAGGUGGGCAAUGGAUCCAUCCCAGCAGUUGAGUUUUUACGGCACCCAUGGAUAGCAUUCGUGCCUUUCAUUUGCACACUUGGACUUACAAGACUCGUACACCUUUGAAAAUGGGAAAAAAUGCAAUCGGGAAAGCAUUAAUAAACUCUGAUGGCCGUAAGGUGGAGAGACCAGGUCAAUCAACUCUGCUGUAUAUUAUUAAUGGAGACAAAUUCGAUGUCUUCUUCUAGAAGGAUAUCACGAUCUUGCACCGUCACGUUUCGUGGGCUAUCACAUAUAUAUCCCAUGUGAAAUCGCAAAUGGAUAAACACUCUCCAAUAUUAACGAUUUACUGUCUCCUUUGGCUCAUUUCUAUGGCAUCCAUACCCUAGCUUCAGGUGGACUCCCGUGCUCGUAUUACGGGGCAAGGAACCUCUUUCGAUGAAGUGAAACAUUUGAAAGUACAGGCAACUUACUCAAGUUGAAGAGAACUGAGGGCAACGUAUGCAUUGCAAUGAAUCCGACCAGUUGAAUUUUCCCGAAACCUUUUAAGGGUAUUUGUGUCUGUCAUUUCCAUGUUAGUUUCAUUCCCUCUGUUUGACAGUAUUUUUCCGACUUUACCCAUCGGAGGGCGAGGGAAUGGAACAAACUUAAAUUGGAACGAGCGAAGCAUCCAUUAAUUAUGAUGAGGUAAUGAUAAUUAGAGGUUGCCAACAUACUUCAUAAAUGGGUGUCCAAUAAUAGAUUGUAGCCAGUGUUCCAUGCUCUUUACAGCCCUGGGAAUAUGUGCAUCGCAAGCUAACGGAGCGAUUUUGAAUGGAGAGCAUACAGAAACCUAACUUGUGCACCUAGUUUCCCCGUACAAAGGCCAGUCAUUGAACUUUUUGAUGGGUCCUCAUAUACAAGGUCAUUCAAAGUAACAUAUACACUUUGAAUCACUCUGUACCAUCGAUGGUAAAUUUCAUAACAACGUUUGAUGGUGCAUUUGCUGGCAAACAUCAUUAUUUAAAAUAUAUAUUAUUAAAAGUCACAAAAUACCCUCAACAUGCCGGAUGUACUGUUGAAUUUCGAGCAAAGGAAGAACAUAUUAAUCUCGGUGUUGUCCCUCUCGAUCCGGUCAGAGUGUUAGUUUCCCACAGUUCAACCUUUUGGCUUUGAAUUAAAGCUGCCAAAUUGUUCUCCCUCACUUUCUCUUACGCGCGGACGUUUGCCAAGAAAAUCGGACGGGUUAUUACUUGUUGUCUGUCAUGCUCACUGACUAACCCAUUUUUGUUCCUUCAUAUCUUGAGUACUUUUGUUGCGUAAAUUGGUAACCUUUAGAUUUCUGUAAUAAAUAUAGAUAUCAAACUUG
This is a messenger RNA of Darwinula stevensoni, 2713 nucleotides long. The record is from the annotation of a GenBank genome assembly. Lineage: Eukaryota; Metazoa; Arthropoda; Ostracoda; Podocopida; Darwinulidae.